Harpia harpyja (harpy eagle) is the source of this 1576-nucleotide messenger RNA. RefSeq names its product leucine-rich repeat LGI family member 4-like. Lineage: Eukaryota; Metazoa; Chordata; Aves; Accipitriformes; Accipitridae. The transcript has 9 exons. Bases 124 to 1536 code for a protein of 470 amino acids. Gene Ontology annotation, biological process: neuron maturation; myelination in peripheral nervous system. Gene Ontology annotation, molecular function: protein binding. The record is from RefSeq and is a predicted model, not a curated record.
GCAAAAACUGUCCGGGGGGGUGCGACUGUGACCGAGAGGGGGCUCUUUGCCGGGGGGGGGCCGGGCUGCCCCGGGGGCUGCCCCCCCGCCUGGCUACGCUGUCCCUGGUGCGGUGGCACAUCGAUGUUCCUGGGCGAGGGCAGCUUCCGUGACACCCCGGCCCUGCAGCUGCUGUUGGUCACUGCUGGGCGCCUGGGGACCAUCGGGGAUGGGGCCUUUGCCGGGCUGGCGCUGCUGGAAUACUUGUUCAUUGAGGACAAUGAGGUGGGGACGAUCGCCCCCACGGCGCUGCGGGGGCUCCGGGGGCUGCUCUACCUGAGCCUGGCCAACAACCGCCUGGAGACGCUGCCCCGGGGUCUCUUCCAGGGGCUGGAGACGUUGACCCAGCUGGACCUGCGGGGGAACCCCUUCCAGUGCGACUGUCGCCUGCGCUGGCUGAUCAGCUGGUUGGGCAGCGUGCCCCCCCCCGGAGAAUUGGGGCGCUGCCGGGGACCCCCCCACCGCCAAGGGACCCCCCUGGCCCAGCUUCAAGCCCGCGACUUCCACUGCCUCGUCUCCGAGCUGCGCCCCUUCCAGUCGUUGCCCUUCUCCUCGCUGGCGGCCGAGCCCUUCGCCCUGGGGGGGCACCCAGGGGUGGCCCUGGCCCAACCCUUCGCCGGCGCCUGCGCCCUCUUGGAGUGGGACCAGUUGGCCGGGCGCUUCCGGGCCCCCACCAUCAUCAACGGCUCGUCACCGGUGGCCUGCCACCCCCUGCAGCUGGGGGGGGCCUUGGUUGUGGUGGUGGCCCAACUGGGCGGCGGUUCGGCCGUCUGGCGCCGAGCCGGCGGUCCCGGCGGUCGUUUCGUCCGGUUGCAGGCGUUGGGCAACGGUCGUUUACGACGUCCCCACGCGGUGGCCAGCGCCCGGCUGGGAGGUCACUGGUACCUGGGCGUGGCCGAUAGCUCCAAGGGUGGCACCAGCACCCUCUUCCGUUGGGGGGGGCGAGGAUUUUACCCCCACCAAGCUCUCCGGCCGUGGCACCGGGACACCCACCUGGAAUUUUUGGAGUUGGGCGGUCGACCGGCGUUGGUGGUCUGCAGCGGCACGCGGAGACCCUUGGUCUACCGGUGGAGCGGGGGGGUCUUCGCCCCCCACACCGACAUCCCCCACGUCCCCGACGUCUACGCCGCCAAGCACUUCCGGCUGUGGGGUCACGUCUUCCUCUGCUUGACCCGGUUCCUGGGCGACGCCAAGGUGAUGCGUUGGGAAGGUUCCAUGUUCCGGGAGGUGCAGCAGGUGCCGGCGCGGGGUUCGAUGGUCUUCCAACCGUUGGCGUUGGCCGGACAACGCUACGUGAUCUUGGGCAACGACUACGCCCCCAGCCGCGUCUACCGCCUGGGUGCCGGCGGCCAUCUUGAACCCACCCAGGAGCUUUUGGCCGCCACGCCCCGUGCCUUCGCCCCUCUGUCCCUCGGUCAUCGUCAUUUUCUGGUGGCCUCCAGUUUCAAAGGGGCCACCCAGAUCUACCGGCACGUCACCGUCGACUUGGGCUCUUGAGUUGACGCCCAAGCGGCACGUCGCGGUGGAGCCGGGGCCU